GUUCAUUUACAGUCAAAAAUUAUAUAUUAUCUACGCGCUGUUACAUCACAGCUGCAUUCGGAAUUUAAGAUUAAAUUUCCCGAUUACUUUCCAGGAUUUCUACUGUGCUUCAAUUUUUAAAACUAAAAGCUAUAAAUAUUUAAAAAUGAGUGCCUGGAGACAAGCAGGUCUUAAUUACAUAAACUACUCCAACAUUGCUGCAAAGGUUUUGCGCCGAGCUUUGAAGCCUGAAUUACGAACAGAAGCACUAAAAAGAGACGAGUCUCAUAUUCGUAUAACACCAUGGGCUAACGGCAAACCAGCACAUGAAAAAGACUAAAUAAUAAUUUACAAAAUAAAGCUGCCAAGUAGACAACUGUAAUUUACGAACAUCAAUAAAGAUUGAAGCAUGGGUUAUUUAAUUGUACUAUAUAUGUAUAAUAGUCUUAAUGUAAUAAAAAUCUGCUAAAAA
Messenger RNA from Melitaea cinxia (Glanville fritillary), 451 nucleotides. It is a transcript of the gene sun, whose product is annotated as protein stunted-like. NCBI's taxonomy places the organism in Eukaryota, Metazoa, Arthropoda, Insecta, Lepidoptera, Nymphalidae. Bases 146 to 319 code for a protein of 57 amino acids. Gene Ontology annotation, molecular function: proton-transporting ATP synthase activity, rotational mechanism. Gene Ontology annotation, biological process: proton motive force-driven mitochondrial ATP synthesis. The transcript is spliced from 4 exons. Gene Ontology annotation, cellular component: mitochondrial inner membrane. The record is from RefSeq and is a predicted model, not a curated record.